AUGACUGCGGCUAAAUUAGUUCAAAAUUAUUUUCAACAACUAACGCAUGGUUGUGGAAAUAAUCAAUGUUUAAAUAUCUAUUGUUCAUCGAAUUCAUCAUUUAAAUAUGAUCGAAAAUUUUUUGAAGAUCCAAAUAAUGCUGCUGCUGAAGCAAUUAAACUUUCACAUGAAUAUGGUUCAAUUUAUUUAGAUGAAUAUAUAAAUUCAAAUUUAUUUCUAAGAGAAGAAAAUCUUCAACAAAUAAUUAAUAAAUCUAAAGAAAUAAAUGAUUGGACAUUACUUCAAAAUUUAAUCUAUUCUGUUUUCUCUAAUCGACAAAAUUUAUCAUCAAGUUUUUUACAAAAAGGUUUUCCUAUGAAUAUAUCACUUAAUAAUGAAAUUUCUUCAUCAGCAAGUGCUACAGCAAAAAGUAAUUUUCUACAUGAUUCACGUAUAACACUCGACAAUGAUGAGAUGACAUUAGAUUUUGACAUGAUGAAACGUUCAAUAAAAUUAUUAAUGUUAUAUGAAGAUGAAAUAUCAUCAAAAAUUAAUAAUGCAUUAGGUGUUUUAUUUAAACAAAUAUCUAAUGAAUUAUUAUCAUCAAAAAAAGAUGAACUCGAAAAUGAUGCUAAUUUUUUAAAUAUAUUCUUUAUUAUAUUUCAAUUACCAUAUCUAUCCGAUCCCACAUUUAUUUUUGAUACUGCCUAUGCAUUCUAUUCAAUUUUUUUGAAAUUAUCAAUUGAUAUACAAGCAAAAUUUAUACGAGUUUUAGCUAAACAUAAAAAUGAUCUAAAAUUUUAUGUUGCACAUAUACAACAAUAUAUUACUAUGCAUACAGUGAAAUGGUGUGGUCAUACAGAUAUUAAUAGCACAAAUGGAGCACUAUUGUCAACUGAAAAAGGUAUGCAUGAAGGAGUUUUUGUAUUACGAAUACUUUUCUAUGCAAAUCUUCUUGGUGGUGAACGUGAAACAUCAGAAAUACUUGAAACAGAACGUGAAAAUGAUCAACGAAUGGAAGUUGAAUUAAUAAAUCGUCGUCAACGACAUAAUGAUGAUGGUGCUGAUGAAGACAAUAAUGAUGAACAAGAACAAAAUCAACAGCAACAACAACAAUCAAUAGAACAAAGAGAAAAUAGAUCAGAAGCUGUGCCUACUUCUCCAAUACGUCAUCGAUCGUCAAGUUUCUCAAUGCGUACAUCAACUACUGAACAAGAUGAAUUUGAAUCAAUUUAUGAAAAUCCAUUACAAAUUAAACUUGGUCUUGAACUAAAUGAAUAUUGUCAUGGUUAUUUACCAUUUGAUGAUUUUAUUAAUGAAUAUGCUAAUGAAAAAAUUGAAAUAAAUAAAGAAUAUCUUGAUUUUGUUCGACAAAGACCUGAUACUCCACAUUUUUCAUUUAUUUUAUAUCCAUUUUUUUUAUCAACAACUAACAAAAUUGCAUUUCUUAACAUCGAAAAUAAAGUACAAAUGUAUCGACAACGACACACAUCUUUUUUUCAUAGUUUAUUCAGUGGUAUUCGUCUUGAUCCAUUUUUUAAAAUAUGCGUUCGACGUAAUCAUCUUAUUGAAGAUGCUUUAAUUGCUCUCGAAUAUCAAGGUAUCGAACAACCGGCUGAACUGAAAAAACAAUUGUUUGUCGAAUUCGAAGGUGAACAAGGUCAUGAUGAAGGUGGAUUAUCAAAAGAAUUCUUUCAACUUAUCACGGAACAAAUUUUUAGUCCUGAAUAUGGUAUGUUUAUGGCUGAUGAAGAAACACGUUCUCUAUGGUUUAAUCCAUCAGCACCUGAAGAUCUCGAUCGUGAAUAUACAUUAAUUGGCAUGCUAUUAGGUUUAGCUAUAUAUAAUUCAAUUAUUCUUGAUAUUAAAUUUCCACCUGUUCUAUAUCGUAAAUUAAUGGGUAAAGUUGGAAGUUUUGCAGAUCUUGAAACGUCACAUCCGACUAUUUAUAAAAGUUUAAAAAGUCUUUUAUCAUUCAAUGAACAACAAGAAGGUACAACAGUUGAAGAUGUAUAUGAAUUAACAUUUCAAGUUGGUAUUACGGAUGCCACUGGUUCACGAGUUACAUUUGACUUAAAAGAGAAUGGUGAAAAUAUUUCAGUAACAAGUGAUAAUCGAGAGGAAUUUGUACGUCUUUACAGUGAUCUUCUAUUAAAUAAAAGUGUUGAAAAACAAUUUCAUCCUUUUUAUCAUGGAUUUUCAUUAGUAACACGUGAUAGUUCAUUACGAAAACUUUUUCGACCUGAUGAAAUUGAAUUACUUGUUGCUGGUAGUCAAGUAUUAGAUUUUAAUCAACUUGCUUCAGCUGCUGAGUAUGAUGGUGGUUAUACAAAAGAUAGUUUAACAAUUAGAAAUUUUUGGAAUGUGUUAAUGAGUUUUACUGAUGAACAAAAACGAAAAUUUCUUCGAUUUACUACUGGUAGUGAUCGUGCACCUAUCGGUGGUUUAGCACGAUUGAAACUAAUUAUAUCCCGAAAUGGACCUGAUACUGAUCGUUUACCAACAGCUCAUACAUGUUUCAAUGCUUUUCUUCUUCCUGAUUACUCAUCGAUUGAUAAAUUACGUGAAAAACUAUUAAUUGCAAUUAACAAUGCUGAAGGAUUUGGUUUACUUUAA
Messenger RNA from Rotaria sordida, 2595 nucleotides. The record is from the annotation of a GenBank genome assembly. NCBI's taxonomy places the organism in Eukaryota, Metazoa, Rotifera, Eurotatoria, Philodinida, Philodinidae.